CGACGUUUCUCGAGGUUUCCCGAUAGUGCAAAGGAUCCUCCCACUUCACUUAGUGCUGUUUGCGAACAAGGAUGGAGGAGAUAGCGGUUGCUCUCAGCGCAGAAGGGAUACAGAAAAAAGUAAUCUCUCCAGGCAGAGGGCAGUUAUCAGCAUUUGCCGAUGGAACUAAGGUUAAGUUUCACUAUCGCACCAGCCUUCUCGAUGGCACAGUGUUGGAUGAUUCCAGGAUGGAGGAGUGCCACUGCAAACCCAUGGAGCUGAUCAUGGGGAAGAAAUUCAAGCUGCCUGUCUGGGAGCGGAUAGUCACCACUAUGAAGGAGGGUGAAAUUUCUGAAUUCACCUGUGACACCAAGCAUACAGCACUCUACCCACUGGUCUCCCAGUCCUUGAGGAACAUCAGGGCAGGGAAAGACCCUCUAGAGGGCCAGAGGCACUGCUGUGGCAUUGCCCAGAUACACUCGCACCACUCCUCCGGCCACCACGACCUGGACGAGCUGCAGGCCACGCCCAAGCCUCUCGUCUUCACUCUAGAGCUUCUACAGGUUUUGGAAACAGGCACCUUCCAGCUGGACACCUGGGCCAUGACGGAUGAGGAGAAGAUGGAAGCUGUGCCUCAGAUUCAUGAACAGGGCAAUGCACUCUUCAAACAGGGCGACGUGGUGGGAGCUGGCGAAAAUUACUACAACGCCAUUGCCUGCCUAAAGAACCUGCAGAUGAAGGAGAGAGCAGGGGAUGAGCACUGGAUUAAACUAGACGUCCUGAUGACACCCCUCCUGCUCAACUACUGCCAAUGCAAGCUCAUGCAGGGCCAGUUCUACGAGGUCCUGGACCACUGCUCCUCUCUCAUCUCCAAAUACGAUGACAAUGUGAAGGCGUACUUUAAGCGAGGCAAAGCCCAUGCGGCAGUGUGGAACAAGAAGGAGGCCCGAGCUGAUUUUGCCAGGGUGGUGGAGCUAGACCCAAGCCUGGCACCAUCGGUGGCACGCGAGCUCAGAGCGAUGGAGGAGCGCAUCCGUGGAAAAGAGGAGGAAGAGAAGGGCCGCUACAAGAACCUGUUUGGCGACAAUGCCACUGCCACUACGGGCUGAAUUAUACUUUAGUGUGGUGGGAAUUAAGGAGUCCAGCAGCUGUAAAUGUGGACACAUCGCUUACUCGACACACCCUUACCCCUUUUCAGCACAGGUUUUUAUGUGUCUUUUAUACAAACACACGUCCGAAUAUUCAAACCAACGUAGAUCUUCAUCCUCAGGCCAUGAACGUCUGCAACACCACCAAAAAUGUCUCAUGAUCGCAAGAAAUGACAUGUUGCUGUGCUGCUGAAACCUUCUCCUCGCUCAGAUACAAACACACACACACACACAUUCGUCAUGGACUGGAGUUCACUAGAAUGAAUUCAUCGUGGUGGUCUACACAAUUGAAGUGGCAUGGUCAUUCAAGACAAUCCGUGGAACCAGGAACACUAGUCUUCUGACCUGGACUACAGAUCACAUCCUUACCCUCUCUUCCCCUCUACUUCCCCUCACCAGCACUUCAUAUUGCUCAGUUAUGCCCAUUAUAUUCACUAUUUAUAUUCUUUUAAACUAUUAUGAAUUUACAUGUUUUGAUUAUUAUUCAUUGUAAUCCAUGCUUGAGCUUUUAUGAUUUAACUCCCUCAUUUUGGGAUGGGGUUAAAGGAAGGACAGGGGGGACAAUCAUUGCAGCCACAGGCCAAACUUUCAGCAUUUUUAUUUUAGCAAGUAACGUGCAAGCCAGUGCCACUGUGUAAUGUAUGUUUAAAGUCCUUAGAGUUCAACAAAACUGUUCUGUGGCUGAGCAUAAUGUAUCAUACUUAUUAUCUAUCAUGUAUAACGACUCAUUUUUAAAAGUCUGACACUCUUGGCUGGACACUUAAAUGUCUCAUUUUCAUUCUUAAAAUUGCCUUCAGACAGAAUGAUGUUUCAGGAGAACCAGCCUAUUGUCCCUUUGGAGUUUGUGAGGUGAGCUCUAAUAAAGAAGAGUGUCAUACGGUU
Molecule: messenger RNA, 2009 nt
Organism: Clupea harengus (Atlantic herring)
Lineage: Eukaryota; Metazoa; Chordata; Actinopteri; Clupeiformes; Clupeidae
Gene: aip
Product: AHR interacting HSP90 co-chaperone
Molecular function (GO): protein binding; peptidyl-prolyl cis-trans isomerase activity
Source: RefSeq, a predicted model, not a curated record